Messenger RNA from Diospyros lotus (date-plum), 1357 nucleotides. RefSeq lists its product as uncharacterized. The coding region runs from base 203 to 1009 and encodes 268 amino acids. Lineage: Eukaryota; Viridiplantae; Streptophyta; Magnoliopsida; Ericales; Ebenaceae. Gene Ontology annotation, molecular function: metal ion binding. The transcript is spliced from 7 exons. The record is from RefSeq and is a predicted model, not a curated record.
UUUAACAUUUACCGGAGUUUCCUUCCUCUCCAUCCCCUUCCCUCCCAAAAGGCAUUAAUUAGGUUUAGGUUUGGAAAAUCUGUUGUGAAUUCGGAAGGAUAAGGAUCAAUCGAAUCAUAUUGAAGCCGAGAUACAAAAAUUAGAAGACUCUAGAACUGUGGAAAGUUGAGCAAUUGACGUGUCAUGGCGGAAGAAGAAGAAGAUGAUGAUGGCCAACGCACCAAGAGUAGCUCCUCUACCUCGAAUCCGUGCCCUAUUUGCCUCGGACCUCUUCUUCCACUUCAAGAAUCCUACUUGGACCAGUGUUUUCGUAUAUAAGUUCUGUUACGAUUGCAUUGUACAUUGGACAAAAGUGGUAGCAAGCAGGCAUUCUUGCCGACCUUCCUCUGUAAGGUGUCCUAUGUGCAAGAAAGAAAAUUUUUCUGUCAUAUAUGAAAUUGAUGGAAAUUCUUUUCAACGACAUUACAUAAAUCAGGAUCUGGGAAAUAGUGCUUUCUUUUCAGAAGCUCACAAAUAUAGGUUACAGUGCUACUAUAUGGAACCAGCUCUCUUAAGCAAUAUGUUCAAGGUGACACAGUAUUGGAAGUCUCGUAAAUAUCGCCAGCAGAACCAGUGGCUCCAAAGUUGGUUGAGAAGGGAAAUUCAAGCUUUAAUCCAGGAGGAAGAUGUAGAGGUUAUAGUUCAUCACAUACUUGGAGUAAUAGACUCUCUAAGAAGAAACGACCAAAACACUGCAAAUACACCCGAAUCAAAACAAGAAAAUUUCAAGGGCUUGGUUGCUCAAGCAGCAAGCCCAUUCUUAGCUGGAAGAACAGAUCGAUUUGUAAAGGAGGUAGAGCUAUUUCUAGCUUCAGCGUUGAACAUUGAGGCCUAUGACAAGGCUUACAUGCAACAUUUGGGUUGGAAGCUUCCUGGGAUUACCUCUGCAGGCGAGGAAGAAGAAUACAGUGGAAACGUACCUUCGGUUCCAUAUCUGUAUGUCUUUGAUGGGGAUUCUGAUGGGGAUUGAGUGAACAUUUACCAGCCAUUCCUGUAACUUUUUGAGGCCCUGAAAGUGGAAUGCAAUUCUAGUUGGUUUGAAGGUCAAUUCUCUGGUUUCUUUUUCUCCAUACAGAGAAAUGUCUCCUUUGAGAUUACGAGUGGGAAGUUGGUACUUAGGUGUUGUUAUUCAGUACAUCAUCGGUAUUUUGUAUGAUGCAAAGAGUUUGAUAUGCAAGAUGAAGAGUGUAUUAUACAUAUAAAAAGUCUUUAUAUAAUAAUUAAAUAAUACACAUUUUAUGUGUAUAAUACACUUGUAAUGUUAUACAUCACAUAUUCUAUAUUUUAUAAAAUACUGGUAUCUAGCAGUGCUGAAGAA